AUCUCUCAGAUUCCCAAUAAGCACCUCAAUCCUUACUCCAUUGACUCUCUGCCUCCCCAUCUCUCAGUCACAGAUACGGAGUCGCUGAUGUUACCCGCCCUCACUUCGUCACAGUGUCUGUUCUCCCUUGGUGGACAACUCGUACGUAGAAGACGAAAUCCUGCUUGGCCCCCCUCUCGCUCAAUCGCUCAAACAACCUCACUCCCUCAGUAGUUUUCAAUCGUACAAGUCUUAUCUGCUUCCUCCCCACUUAAUUGAUAGUUCUGCAAGUUUUGAAGUGCUUGUGAUGAUGGCUUUGUCGUAUCAAGAAUGAUGAAGACUUUGUUCCUUCCUUACCAAGUAUUACACUUUUCAUCUAAAAAAUUUGAAGCGCAUAAGCGCCUGUAUUCUAAAGGACCAAAGACGGAGCUUACUAUUACACAACCUGAUGACUGGCAUCUUCACCUUCGUGAUGGUGACCUUCUCAAAGCUGUAAUCUCUUCCAGUGCAAAGCAUUUUGGAAGAGCAAUAGUUAUGCCAAAUUUAAGGCCACCCAUUACUACCACAGCUGCUGCUUUGGCUUAUCAAGAGGCCAUCUUGAAAGGACUGCCUAGAGACAGCAACUUCAGUCCCCUGAUGACCCUUUACCUAACAGACAUGACAAGCCCUGAUGAGAUUAAAGUUGCAAAAAGAAGUGGUGUUGUUUAUGGUGUGAAGUUAUAUCCUGCUGGUGCUACCACAAACUCUCAAGAUGGCGUUACAGAUCUUCUUGGAAAAUGCCUUCCUGUUUUAGAGGAGAUGGUUCAGCAGAACAUACCAUUAUUGGUUCAUGGGGAAGUCACAGAUCCAAGUGUUGAUAUUUUCGAUAGGGAAAAGGUUUUUAUUGAAACAAUUUUAGAGCCUUUACUUCAAAGGCUUCCACAGCUGAAGGUUGUAAUGGAGCAUAUUACUACCAUGGAUGCUGUUAACUUUGUAGAAUCUUGCAAAGAAGGUUAUGUAGCUGCAACUGUUACACCACAGCAUCUUCUUCUGAACCGCAAUGCUCUGUUCCAAGGUGGCUUGCAGCCUCACAAUUACUGUCUUCCAGUGCUCAAAAGAGAAAUCCACAGACAGGCUAUUGUCUCUGCUGUUACUAGUGGAAGUAAAAGGUUUUUCCUUGGAACUGAUAGUGCACCUCAUGAAAGACAUAAAAAAGAAUGCCCUUGUGGAUGUGCUGGCAUAUACAACUCCCGUGUCGCUCUAUCACUCUAUGCCAAGGUCUUUGAAGAGGCUGGUGCGCUCGACAAGCUGGAGGCCUUCACGAGUUUUAAUGGACCAGACUUCUAUGGCCUUCCGAGAAACAGCUCAAAGAUUAAACUGAGGAAGGCUCAGUGGAAGGUGCCUGAAUCUUUUUCCUUUCCGUUUGGAGACAUCAUCCCCAUGUUCGCCGGUGAAACACUUGAAUGGGAGGCAGUCCUUUUUUGAUUGAUCCAUGUCCUCUAUCGAAAGUUCAUUGUCUUUCUGAGAAUAAAGGGAGUUCAUUUAAUACAACGGGACAUCCAUAAAGUUUCAUGCAAGUCUCCCAUUUAACAUUAGCUUGUCGAGAUUUAACAAGCCUUAUGGGAGUGACUGCAAUAUUCCCAAUCAUUCUACAAGCAAGACUAAUUAUAUUUUUUGUGAAAGAUUGUAAUAUGAUGAUGGAAGAUAUGUUUUGUUCCCAAACUAAAAGCAUCAUUAGCUUAGUUGGAAAGGCGUAGAAAUAUUCUGCCUUUAAAAUUCUAUUUCAGCAUAUCGUCAUAAUUUUUCGAUGAAAAUAAUCCCAUUGGGUUUUGAUAGUUUCAUGAUGUAAACUCUACUAUCUGACAGCUGAAUGAACGAAAUUUGUUUUGGAGUUCCUUCUGAAAGCAGCCAUUUCAAUCAACUGAUGACAUGCGGUACAAGAAGUUGACGGCGCCACACCACACCGCAUCUUUAAGCUUUCUUCGCCGAGGUUAAUGUAAUUUGCUAUUUUGUUCUUUGAUACAGAAAUUGUCUUAUUAUUUUAUAAAUAUAAACUAAAGCGUGACUUUUUGUUUUA
Molecule: messenger RNA, 2035 nt
Organism: Prosopis cineraria
Lineage: Eukaryota; Viridiplantae; Streptophyta; Magnoliopsida; Fabales; Fabaceae
Product: dihydroorotase, mitochondrial-like
Exons: 9
Coding region: 310-1443 (377 amino acids)
Biological process (GO): 'de novo' pyrimidine nucleobase biosynthetic process; pyrimidine nucleotide biosynthetic process
Cellular component (GO): chloroplast; cytoplasm
Molecular function (GO): dihydroorotase activity
Source: RefSeq, a predicted model, not a curated record